Gregarina niphandrodes is the source of this 1497-nucleotide messenger RNA. RefSeq lists its product as hypothetical. Bases 1 to 1497 code for a protein of 498 amino acids. NCBI's taxonomy places the organism in Eukaryota, Apicomplexa, Conoidasida, Eugregarinorida, Gregarinidae. The transcript has a single exon. The record is from RefSeq and is a predicted model, not a curated record.
AUGAAGACGAUCGUGAGUGUUGAAGUCGGUUCAGGGAACUCAAGUUGGGGUGGAGUGUUAUUGGGGGCGUUGGUGAAUCCGAACGGGACCACGUCUAGUGUCCAUGGGUGUCUUGCCCGAAUGGCCAAGGUUGGUUGCAAGGGUGGUCCUACGAUCGAUAUGUUGGUCUUAGCGCCGGAAGAGAAGUUUCUGAAGAACACGCGGUUUUGUCUUCUCGAUGACGCUAACCGUAUUAAGGUAUGCUCGCCGACCACGGAAGCGGGAACGGCGACCACGUUUGGUGAGUCUGCCGAGUCGCUGAUGGAGAGUGGGGAAGCGGGUCACGGCGGGACGCCGGAGAUGGGAAGCUUCACGGCGGUUCUUGCGGCUGUGAUUAAGGGGUACUUGGAGGAGAAAAAGGCGGGUCCGGAGCUGACUGACGAGAUUUGCCUCGAGAUUUUCGGGAAGAGGCUCGGAGACCUGUUCGUGGCGAAGAUGCCGGGUAAGAAGCGCAGCCCGGAAAUGCUUUCCAGUCGGCCGUUGACGUCGGAGGACGUGGACGAGUUGUGGGAGGCUGUACCGGAGGAGUGGCGGCCUGUGUUAGUCGAUUCGGUGCACCCACUCACGCGUGUGGACGUGGAGCAGGAGGCGACCGCAGAUGCCGCCGUGGUUUCUUCGUUGGCGCCGCAGCCUCACAAAUGCUGCACGUGGAAAGCGUGGACGGCUGGGGCAGUCGUGGGAGCGGCGACGGCGACGGCUUUGGGAAUCGGUCUUUGGCGUACUUGGGACAUGUGGCACCCGAAAGCAAACACAAGGGUCGAAUACGGUCACGUCGGCCUGCCUAUCAGGGGUGUCACCCCGGCCCAGUUGGAGACACUAAAGCUUGACAGUAACGCCUGUGGCCUAGUGGUAAAAGAUGAUCGACUCCAAAACGCGAAGUGGACGCGCGAACAAGGUUGGGCCACUCUCGAGCCAUGCAUCGGCGGAUUCGGCACGAUCACAUGUUCCGGUGAGGUGGCGGGUAAAUACACCGAUCCCGUCUGUUACGAGUUUGGCACGCCGCACCCCUUCGACUUUCUCCAGGUAUGGAGCACGGUCGAAAGGAGCGAUCCCGCCUUGUGUCGCGCCCUGUGCCUAGGCCCCCAGGAACAAGCCGCGAGGGAAGCGCGAAGUAUUGUCGCCCGGUUCGGCCCUCCUGCCACCGUGGGAAGUAUCCCCCCCUCCAAGACCAUCCCCGGCUCGGAUGUGGCGGAGCAGGCGAAAGAUCUACUCAAUCAACACCCCUCUGUCGCCGGCUGCCAUGGCACUUGCUCGGCUGGCUGCUACGACUCUGAGCUCCAGAACAUCCGUAGCUGCGACCCCUGCGCCUUCGCCACCCUGUCCUGCACCUUUAAGGAGUCCAACGUCGUGGCGGUCGCAGGGACCGAUAUCACUCUACCAGACCUGUUCCAAGGUAUCAGCAACCUCCAAUUGCCGAACUCCACCGUCCAAUCGUGCACCUACGACUGCCGCCAGUAG